Anolis carolinensis (green anole) is the source of this 10227-nucleotide messenger RNA. RefSeq names its product FLVCR choline and heme transporter 1 (gene flvcr1). Lineage: Eukaryota; Metazoa; Chordata; Lepidosauria; Squamata; Anolidae. Gene Ontology annotation, biological process: transmembrane transport; heme export; erythrocyte differentiation. The record is from RefSeq and is a predicted model, not a curated record. Gene Ontology annotation, molecular function: heme binding; heme transmembrane transporter activity. Bases 1065 to 2699 code for a protein of 544 amino acids. Gene Ontology annotation, cellular component: membrane; mitochondrion. The transcript is spliced from 10 exons.
GCCGUCUGCGCAUGCGGAAGCCGGUUGCCUGCUAUCGCUCGAGGGAGGCGAAUGUUGCAUUUUUUGAGCUGAGGGGAGGGAAGGCAAGAAAGAAAGCAAGCCUGGCUGAAUGAGCGACUGGUGCUGGUUGUGUGAGGAGAGGUUAUGGAGGGUGGAGGCUGAGGGAGCGAGAACCAGGUUGGGGCAGGAUAGGUAAGGUCUGGCGAACACCUGAGGAGGAGGCGGCGGCGGCGGCGGCAGAGGAGAUACUAUUAAACAGGCUGAGGGUGGCCUUGGCCUAGGUGUGGGGAGAGCAGAAGUGAGGCUAUCCUCACAUAUAUGUGUUUGUGGGGGUAUUUAGUGAGAAAUAAUAUUGCAGUAGCAUAAUAGUGGGGAAAAUAGAGGGAGGCAGAAAGGAAGAAGCAGUUUUCUACACUGAGGAUGUAUGCUAUAGGAUUGGAGUAGCCUUGGGAGGCCUGUUUAUUUAGCUCUGAGUGUCUAAACUAUGUGAAAUAAUACUACAAUAGUAUAGUAGUGAGAGAGGGGGGCAGAAGAGGAGGAGGAGUUCCCUGAGGGUAGGAAAAAUGCAUGCUAUGGGGUUGGAGCAGUCUUAUAAUUAUGUGUAUGGUGAAUUUGUUUAGAUCUGAGUAUCCCAGCUGUGGAAAAUAACAUUGCAAUACGUUAGGGGUUGGGGAAAAGGGGCAGUGGAAAAGGAGGAGUACUUUUCCGGCAACAGGGAAAAAUGCAUGCAUUGCCGUGGGGUUGGAGUUGUCCUACAAGUGUGUAUGUGGGUGGUAUUCAGCUGUCUAAACUGUGUAAAAUAAACUCGCAAUAGUAUAGUAUAGUAUGGGGAAAGGGGUGGAGCAGUUCUUUGAGAAGAGGAAAAUGCAUCCUAUGUGGGUGGAAUAAUCUUGCAACUGUGUGUGUCUAAGGGGCAGGGUGGGGUGUGUUUAAAGAGAGAGGCUGCAAAGCAUUGGGGGAGGUAGUUGUAGGGAGAAGGGAUUGCAGGAAGGGGAUUCUCAGUAGGUAGAGAGUGUCUCUGAUUUGGGAACUGACUAGAGAAGGGGAGUGGCUCAAGGGUCAGGAUGGGUGGGGAGGGAGCUGAUAUGGGGGAGCCUGGGGAGGGUGGGGAGGAGAGUGGUGAGCCCUUGAAGGUGGCUGUGGUGCAUCCCUUUCAGCAGAAUGGAUGCCUCUUAGGCAAAGAGAUUGAACACAGCAGCUGCUCCACACCUUUGGUAGCUGAGAGUGAUGUGGAAGUUGGAAGCGGCAUCCAUUCCUUUCCAAAUCUUGAGGAGCAUCCUGAGGUGGAAGCUAUGCUGUCCUCCUCCACCUCCACGGCUGGAAGGAAGCUGACCCCUCGGCUUUCCAAGCGCAGACUGGUGGUGCUGGCUAUCUUCAGCUUGUACUCCCUGGUAAAUGCCUUCCAGUGGAUCCAGUAUAGUAUACUGACAACUAUCUUUAUUGAAUACUACAAUGUGUCCACUUCUCAGAUUGAUUGGCUCUCCAUGGCAUACAUGGUGGCAUACAUUCCUCUGAUUUUUCCUGCCACUUGGCUGCUAGACAUUCGUGGCCUUCGCCUCACUGCCUUGCUGGGCUCUGGACUCAACUGUUUGGGUGCUUGGAUUAAGUGUGCCAGCAUUCAAAGAAACCUCUAUCCAGUUACCUUGUUGGCACAGAUUGUGUGUUCCGUAGCUCAGGUUUUUAUUUUGGGACUGCCCUCUCGGAUUGCCUCUGUCUGGUUUGGACCCAAAGAAGUGUCUACUGCUUGCGCUGUAGCUGUUCUGGGAAAUCAGCUAGGCACAGCAAUUGGCUUCUUAUUGCCCCCAGUCUUAGUUCCAAACACACUUGAUGAUAUGGAUCUCAUGGGAUAUAACAUCCGAAAUAUGUUCUAUGGAACAGCAGCCAUAUCUACAUUCCUGUUUGUCCUAGUAGCACUUGUGUUUAAGGAAAAACCUAAAUAUCCUCCAAGUCAGUCUCAAGCAGUUCUCCUAGAUGUAUCUACAGAAGAUCACUCGUAUAUAAAAUCAAUUGCCAACCUGUUCAAAAAUGUUCCUUUUGUUCUUUUGCUGAUAAGUUAUGGAAUAAUGACUGGAGCUUUUUAUUCAGUUUCAACUCUACUAAACCAAAUGAUAGAUUCUCAUUAUAAAGGAGAAGAAGUGAAUGCAGGAAGGAUUGGCCUGACACUUGUGGUAGCUGGCAUGGUGGGCUCAAUUAUUUGUGGUUUAUGGCUGGAUCGCACCAAAACAUACAAGCAGACAACAUUAAUUGUGUAUAUCCUCUCCUUUGUUGGGAUGAUUGUAUUCACAUUCACCUUGGAUUGUGGUCACCUGAUAGUUGUAUUUGUGACUGGUGGAGCACUUGGCUUCUUUAUGACUGGUUACCUCCCCCUUGGAUUUGAAUUUGCUGUAGAAAUCACAUACCCAGAGCCAGAAGGCACCUCAUCAGGGCUUUUGAAUGCUUCAGCACAGAUAUUUGGAAUAAUCUUUACACUAAUUCAAGGGAAACUCACAACAAAUUUCAAUCCUCGUGCAGGAAACAUUUUCCUCUUUGUAUGGAUGUUUAUAGGUAUCAUUUUAACAGCUUUAAUCAAAUCAGAUUUGCGGAGGCACAACGUGAAUUCAGGGAUAAAUGUUGAUGCUAAAUCUGCACCAGUUGAUUCUAAAACAGAAGAUGGACUCAAUAAAAUUGUAUCAAAAAGCCAACCUGAAACAAAAAUUUAAACAGGAUGAUGCUAAAGUUCUGUAGUUGUCACAUUAUACCAAGUGGAAGUAGCCUGAUCAUAAGAUUUGUAUUCCUGAAGGUAGAGCCAUGGCUUCCAGCAGAGAUAAUGCCACACAAUUUCUGUAUAAACUAAAAUGCACAUACAUUACUGGGGACACAUUUUCCAGUGAUUAUACUGAGAAGUUCCACCAUGUUUUUUUAAACGCAUUCUUACCUUAUUUCUGAAAUCUAUAUUUUUAAAACUAUAUGAGACCAAUUUCAAUGCUAUGACAAGUCGCAAAUAGGUUCAGAUUGAAAACAGCACAGUCCUUUUCCUUUCCCCAAAGAUUCACUCCCUGGAUUUUGGAGCAGGUUUUUGGUGCACGUGAAAGGACCACUAAAAGAGUGGAUUGUCUCCUCCUUGGACUGAAUUCUGUUUUGGAGCAAAUAGAUGACCAGAGAUAGACAUGGCCCACGAAAUGUAUGCAGUGAAUGGACUGCCAUAUGUUAAGGAAGUGUGUUUUUUACUUGGAUUUUUAUUGUCAUUAUUUGGAAAUGUUCACCUACCCUUUUGGUGGAAAUGUCAUUGCACACCCAGAGUUUUAGAAUUGCAAAUAUUGAAUGUGCUGUGCUGUACGUUUUAUUUGUCAUUUAUUUUGAUUUUAGAAUCAUUAUGAUUUAUGAAAUUUUUGAAUGCACAUCAAGGACCUAUAUACAUUUUUUAUUCACUGGCAAUACUUUUCAGCCUGUUAUUUUCCUUUGCAUUCUAAAAAAUGCAUAUUUUUGUUGCAUGGGAAUGGCAAAGAAGUAUUUCCAAAUCUUUCAAAAGCUGUUCUGUUAGCUGCUCUCCACUUGUUCAUGAAUGUGUUUUAGCGAACAAGAGAUGUGAGUGAAUUGAAGAGCCCACAGUGGGUCUUCUGUUUCACCUGGUCAUAGAUAUAUUCAGAUUUGUAAGAUUACCAUGUGAUUCAGUGAAUCAUGUAACAGAAGAAUCAGGACUCAUUUCUAAGGCUGUGAUUCCUUUUUGCAGUUGGGAGAAUAUGCCAGUGUGUGUGUUUGCUGACUGGUGGAAGUUCAUGAGUUUUUAUCUGUCUAGAAAUAUUAACUGUAUGUCUCCUAAAUCUUCUUCCAUCAUGGUAUCCCUUUACAGUUUGCCUGGGAAUGAAUAAUUAUUAACCCUUCCAUCCCCCCUACUUUUAAAGAAAGAAUGAAAGUGAAAAGUUUCUUUUCCUGAGCAAAUCAAUGCUGCUACUAUCAAUUAUCAAAUCAGUAGGAACAAUUUUUCUCCUGUUUGAAAUGGAAGACAAUUUUAUUUUCUAUUGCGAAUUCUUCUGAUAUGAUAGUGUAAGUGCAUUUACUCUGUAGCAUCUCUCUACUAACCUAUGGUAGAUCAACACUGUGGAAUGCAUGCAGUUUAACACAACUUUAACUGUCAUGGUUCAAUGGUUGGAAACCCCAAAAGGUGUUGUUUUACAAGGCAUUUCACCUUCUCUGCCAAAGAGUGCUGGUUCCUCACAAAACUACAACUUCUAGUAUUCCAUAGCGAUUAACCAUGGUAGUUAAAGUAAUUUCGCACUGCAUUAAUUCUGCACUGUAGAUGGACCCUUAAAGAGAAAAGGCAUGAUCCUACUAAAAUAGACUUCUGAAGUCCCAUUAUCUGAAAUAGGACAAAUUUCCUCUGUUUUAAAAACCAGUUUGCCUGGGUUGCUGAGAAAAUUCAGAAUUUUCCUGAGAAUAAUGCCUGUUAAAAUUGUGUGUGUCUGUGUAUAUUGAACCCUUCUUAUGUAAGCAGUCAUUUAGUCAUACUCAGUCUUUCCAGUGGGACAUGUGGCCUGUUGCUAGCACAGCUGCAACCUUUCUUCAUGACUUCAAUGAUAUAGGAAUACAGGCAGUUCCACUGAAGCUUUAUCACCAGUCCUUGUUUCCACAAGAAGCCAUUUCCAAAACGCAAUUAUUACAGGGUCAGAAAGUGAGGUGAAAUUUUCUGAACAGGGGCACAGACAGCAAAACAAACACCACAGGGAUGUUAACUCUCCCCUGCGCUAUCCAAAGGCCCCCCAUGCAUAUAUGGCUGAAGUUACACUUUAAAAAUGUACAUGUUCUAACUUAUAUGCAAAUUCAACUCAAGAACAAACCUACAGAAUUUAUCUUGUUCAUAACGUUGGGGAUUGCCUCUACUAAUUUUGUCCCUGUUAGUAUUCACCUUAUGUAUAGACCUAAUGCUAAAAAUACUGUUAGUUCAGUGGUCACUAGUACUAGUUACUACUUCCUCAGUAUACUUCAGGGUUGAUCCUAUGUCAUAAUAUAGUGAUGCUGACAUUUAGGUCACACUGCUUUUUAAAUAUUAGAUCCUGGACAUGAAAGCUUGUUCUGAUGCCUAAUUUAGAAGGGCUGUUCUCACUGUCUAACAAUGCACUAUCUUCAGCACACAUUAUGUGCUAGUAUUAUCAUCCAUUUAUGUGCAGCUGAAUGUCAACAAGUUCUUUAAAAACCGUUGUCUAAAUCUGGUUAUGCUAGAUAUACAUGUUCAGUAUCUUGAAUACAGCUUGCAUCCCCAGUCUAGAAUUGAAGUGACCAACAUCCCUACCCCUUUGUCCUAGCUUUAAUGUGGAGUUUAGAGCUCAAAGAGAUGUUGGGUUCCUUUUUUAUAGCAUUCAGUUCAUAGUUUUGAAACCUUAAUCCUUUUAAGUCUCCUGUUUCUUGCCAAAGUGCAAAGUUACUCUUUACAAACUGUAAAGCUUUAAAUACAUUUGACAUGGCAGAGGACCUGCUGUGCUUUUGAAACAAGGUAGUCUUAUAAUGAGGGCUUAAUUGCAGCUAAGAUGGAUUGAUUCUGAAAUAAGACCAUGUAGGUCUUAGCCUGGGCUUUGGUCACAUAUCAACAAAUUGUUUUAUAUUAAACAUAUAAAGAGGUGCUUUGCAAGUUUUAACUAAUGAAUUGGCUUGCAUAGUAUUGGUCAACAGGUAAGUGUGCAUUUAUAGCAUCCCUUAUAGCAGGGGUCCCCAAACUAAGGCCUGGGGGCCGGAUGCGGCUCAUCGAAGCCAUUUAUCCGGCCCCCAUGGCACAAGGGCAGAAGGGGGUUGGGCUAAAUGACCCAAGGGGUCUCUUCUCUUCCAACCCUUAUUAUUAUUAUUAUUAUUAUUAUUAUUAUUAUUAUUAUUAUUAACAUUGAGGCUGGGUGGCCAUCUGUCAGGAGUGCUUUGCUUGUGCUUUCGGUGCACAAAGGCAGAAGGGGAUUGGACUAAAUGGCCUAAGCGGUCUCUUCCAACCCUCUUUAUAUUAUUAUUAUUAUUAUUAUUAUUAUUAACAUUGAGGCUGGGUGGCCAUCUGUUAGGAGUGCUUUGCUUGUGCUUUCGGUGCACAAAGGCAGAAGGGGAUUGGACUCAAUGGCCCAAAGGGUCUCUUCCAACACUUUUUUAUUGUUGAUACUGUUGUUGUUGUUAUUGCUCGGUGGCCAACUAUAGUCCGGCCCUCCAACGGGCCGAAGGAUCGUGAACUGGCCUCCUGUUUAAAAAGUUUGGGGACCCCUGCCUUAUAGUUUUCCUUUUUUAAGCUCUUGCGGGAAUCUAAAGAGAAAUGAAAGAAACCAAAAGUAUGUUUGAUCUCUCAUAUAACAUUAUUUUGGAACUCUGAUCAAGCCCAAAGCUCUUCUUGACCCUUAAAUGUUGCCCACCCAUACUUUAGAUUAUGUGUGUGUUGGUUUAAUUCUUAGAAUAUGUCUUUGAUAUGCUGUAUCCCCAGUAAAUUAACUGUUCCAUACUUUUAAAUGGUUUUCAAGUACUGUAUAAUUUUAACAUCCACAAUGUCAGUUAUAGUAGACCCUUCAUGAACUGAACGUUGGAUCUGCAUAAUUUCAUUUUGUGUUUUUAGACUUGUUUACUGCUCUGUGUGCUCAAAAUGAACAAACCUUGAAACUGCUUUUUAAUGUUCUUUGCAAAUGUUGAUUAUUAUCAUGUUUUCUCCCAAGUUGACCUCAUUUUGGAGCAAGUGUGUGAUGUAUGUGCAAGCCUGUGAGACAGAAAAGUCUACAGUAGUACUGUACCUACAAUUUUGACGGCAUGUGUAGGAUUUCUGUGUCUCAGUAUUUUUACCAUUGUGUAGACAUAAUCACAUUUAAAAAUUGUGUUAUGAAAUGCACAUUUUUCCUGAUGAAUAUGUAAGUGCCUCCUCUGUUAAUGCUUUUAUUCAGUAUAGUAUUUCUUGUCCUUUUUGAUAAGCCUCUCAAAGAAGUUAAUGGCAUGACUAAAUCCAGAAGCCAAGCUCUUAAACCCCAGGGCAGGAUGGAUGGAAAACAUGCAUUCCUCCAGAUGUUAUUGGACUAUGAAUCCUAUUGUUCCUUAAUAUUGACAAUGCUGGUUUAGGUUGUUGAAACUUGUAACCCCACUUAUAGAGAGUUGCAUGAGUCCAACCCUGCUCUAAACCAAUGUUUCUGCCUUGUGUCUUAGAGAUGAAGGGGGGCAGGAAACUUUGAUUUUCUGUGCAGUACUAUGUCAGUUACAUAGUCAGGGCUUCCACUGAGCCAUCUGAAAGCCUACAUGUACUCCUAGGUUAAAAAUUAUCUCUAUGAUCCAUUCAUUAAUCAGCUUGUUUGUGGAUCUUCUUUCAAAAAGGUACCAAAUCCAUCUAACAAAUUUUACAGGAAUUGAAGAAAUGUGCUGUGGGUAGGCAUUUUGCUCUAAAAUGUCGUUUUCCACAUCCUGCACCAAAGUAGUUUGAUACAUUUUGAUAGCUUUGAUCUCUACAUGAGUCCCCUCAGGUGAGAAAGGUGGGGCAAAAAUGUUGUAAAUAAAUAAAUAGCCAACAAUGUUCUGCCACCUAUAACUCAUUUUUCAUUUUGUUUUUAUUUGGUACCUUUUUGGAAAUGAACUCCACAUUUGUUUCAAGACUGUGUUAUCCCGUUUGCCAGGACACUGUUAUUAAUCUGUACUACAGAUGUCUUUCCAAAUAUUAAUGUACUUGCCUACCUGAUCUUAUAACUGCGGAAGGCUCUUCAGCACUGACAGCAAAAUGAACUCUUGGAUCCGCUUAUCUUAUGACAAUGCAAUGGCACAAGGACAGAUUAAACCAAAUCUGGACCCUAAGUUCUCACAACAUGUUUACUAGUGUAUUUAAUAGAGUCAGAUAGAACUAAUGCAAUCCUGGAAUGUCUUAAAAUAGUUGCCUCUGAUUAAGUUUGUAAACUCUGUAUCAGUUGCUUUAGCCAAUUUUAUAUGUCCUGCCUUUGACUAUCUUAAGAGGAAAUGAUGACAUUUUCUGUGCUGACGCUCCUUGUGGGUCAUGUGGAUAUGAAUGGGAAAACAUGAAUAUUGAAAUGACAAUAAUCUGGGUAGGCAAAAUGGAACCCUCCAAAUGUCAUUGGACUCUUAACAUUUCUCAGCAUUGAAUAUGCUGGCUAGGGGCCAAGGGCAGAUGAGCAUUGCAGUUCAAGCAUUUUGUAGGGUUGCAUUUUAGCCUGCCAUCAAUGAGACCUCUCUGUGAAUGGAUGCCGUGUUUCAUUAAUUAUUCCAAGUACAGUAUUUUUUAACUGUCAUAUCUGUCAUAUCUCCACUGGGCAUAUUUCCCACAAUCACUGUGAUAUUUUAAAAUUUGCUGUAAAUGGCUGACUAUUUUUAAAAAUUUACUCCUUUUUAAUAGCUCUCUUUUGAAUUAGCAAACCAUAUCUCGAUCCAGUGUUUUAUUCAUUUUUUCUAAAGGCAUGUUAUUCAGCAUUAUCUGCAUGCUACUUUUGAGGCAUAAAAUGACCUAUGGUCCAUUCACAUUAUAUCAUUACGGCAUGAUAUUCCAUUUAACUCUCAUGGUAGCUUCCUAGGGAAUCCAGGGAUAUGCAGUUUAGGGGAGGUCAGUUAGAAUGUUCAACCAGAGAGCUAUAGUGCCUGUCCGAACUACAAAUCCAAGGAUUCCAUUGGAUGUUAAUCUGGUAUUUAAAGUGACAUCAUAUUGCUAUAUGCGUAAUGUGGAAGUGACCUUGGUUUCUAGAUGGCACCAAGCCACACUAUGUACCACCUGUUUGCACAUGAUUUCAUUUUCAGAUAUCCUUCCAAGCCCUGUGCUAUAAGUAUUAGACCAAACUAUUGAAGCUUAGAAACCUACUUAAAGACAUGACUGUGCUAGCCUUGGAUUUGAUCUGUUUGUUGCAGAUUCUUGCUCUGUAUAUUUGUCAACAUGGGGGUUGUUUUGGAGAAAUCGCAGUAUAAAAGGGUCAAGCAGUAGUCUGCAGAGCUCUGAUGAAUACUAUAAAGACUAUGAAAUACUUUCCUCAUUGCAAGUGUGUUCCCAGUGAAUAAAUAUAGCUCCUCUUCCUAACAGACCAUUUUAUCUAAUUAAUCAUGGCGAUGUCGAGAAUUGUCUGAAAAUUUAAUACCUGCUUAACUGCAGUAAAAAACAAAAGGACUGACUGUCGGAAAAGGUACCUAUACCAUGGCUUUCUUAAUGAAUUAGUAUGGUAGAUAUUGAUGGUUAGAAACAAGUUAAAGCGCAUACAAUUGCCAAAUUUAAGGUCUGACUUUCGGUCUGCAUAUUGAAUAUAUUUUUAUCCAUUUUGAUACAAUAAUGAUACAAAAGAAGGCUUAGUCACUAGCCUCCCUGUAAGAUAAUCCUCCAGAGUUCAAUUUUGCAUAUCUAAUGGCAAUCAAGAACAACUACCAGAGUUUUUGUUUAAAAGUAGAGCUGUCCUGUAAUGGAGUCUCUCCAGGCCUGCACUUUAGACUUGUGUCUGAGGGGCUAUAGUCGUGGUUCUCAACCAGAUGUUUUGGCCUUUAACUCCCAGAAAUAGUAACAGCUGGCAAGCUGGCUGGGAUUUCUGGGAGUUGUAGGCCAAAACACCAGGGACCCACAGGUUGAGAACCACUGUGCUAUAGGAAGAAGCAAAAUGACCCUGAAAGGGUUUCAGUGGAGCCCCAGCAUCUGAUGGGGAGAUAGGAUCUCAGAUACUUCUCAGUCAAUCCUGGUUUUUAACCAGCUUCCUCUCUUAUUGGAACUCUAGUUUUGGAGCAGAGAGGAAAAGGCAUUUUGUGUUAGUGGGAGCACAUAUGAACCUUCUGAAUCUACAGUCUUAUCGAGCUCCAAUUACAUUCCCAGCAUGUUGGGAUUCAGUCUAGUCCAAACCGGUCUUCAUGAAUUUCCAGAGGGAAGGGGUUGAGUUAUAUUUAAGAAAGAACAAUAGCUUCCUCUACAUUUUGCCUUAGGGAAAAAAGGCUUUUGGACAGUAUCUUUUCAUUAGACCUUCAGUUCCCUUAGAGUUGUGUCCUAAAAUAUAAAUACCAGUAUGAAACGUUUUAGAUCUGGGAGGGGUAUAAUAGUAACUACGGACCUGGUGAGGCCCAACCACUGCAGAGUUGUUGUCCUGGCCAUGAUUUUUUCUAUGUCUCGGACCCAUGAGCUUCCUAAUUGAGAUGGUUACAAGUCAGCAAAUGACAAAUUAGAAAAAUAAACAUAUCCUUGUCCUCUUGAAUGUAUUUGAACUGUAACUCAUUUUUGUAUUGUUUGUACUUGCCUAUAUUGGGGGUAUCUCUAUUGCUGUACUACUAAAUAAAAGUCUUGUGGAAAGA